Messenger RNA from Aedes aegypti (yellow fever mosquito), 1960 nucleotides. It is a transcript of the gene rho-4, whose product is annotated as rhomboid-related protein 2. The transcript is spliced from 7 exons. The record is from RefSeq and is a predicted model, not a curated record. Lineage: Eukaryota; Metazoa; Arthropoda; Insecta; Diptera; Culicidae. Gene Ontology annotation, cellular component: membrane. Bases 443 to 1570 code for a protein of 375 amino acids. Gene Ontology annotation, molecular function: serine-type endopeptidase activity; calcium ion binding.
ACGAUAAACAGUGAAUACCUAAGCAUCAGAAGAAUGCCCUACUUAGCAAUUAUUUUGGGCAACGAUGCUUAAAUUUCACACCGCUAGCUGCCAGUCAGUGAUAAUGAGUCACUAAUCAGUAGAACGUGGAUAAGACUGGUCGGGUUUUGUCGCCGUGGAGAAGUCACUGGACAGAGUUUCGCAAUUAAAAAUUGCUGAGACCGAGAGCUGCGGGGCUGUGGCCUUUUUUUUCUUGUGGUAGAUGAGGAGAUUUCAAAAAUCGCAUUCUCAUAGUGAUGAAACAAAGUGAAAGUUCCCUCAGCUAGUGGUGUCCAGUGAGCGUUUUAACCCUAUAAACAUAGUAUUUAUUUGCACACAAGUUCGAGCUUCCGUUCGCGGCGUACUUUGGCGGCCCGAAACUUAUCUUAUCAAUCGCGGGACUAAAUUAAUUUGGAGCUGUAAUAUGGCCGCGUAUCUGAACAACCAGCAGCAAAUGCAGCGUCCCAUGGAUUCACCGCACGAAAUCAUUCCCCUUCAACGUAUGACCACUCGGGAGGAGGCCACGGAACGACAACGGAUUCGGGAUAUCUUCGACAAAUAUGACCGAAACCGGACCGGUUUGCUGUCGAUCCAGGAGCUCAAACGUAUGAUCAACAAUAGGAGAUGUCCGGAUCUACCGAAGGGCUUCGUGAAGAAUCUUUUGAAAACCGCCGACACCAACAACGAUGGCCAUUUGGACUUCGAGGAGUUCUACCAGAUGUCCCGCGAACAUCACUAUCUUUUCCGGGACAUGUGCGUGCGGUACUGCAAACUGGUGGUCCCCAGUCGGAAUCCUGCCACGGCGGACGAACCUGAUGGCGAAUAUGAACGAAGCAUGAGCCUAUGGCCUCCCCCUCUUACUAUGAUUGUUUUCUCGAUAGUGGAAAUUAUCUUCUUUGUCAUUGAUAUUAUCGAAACGAAUAAUCAAAUGGGAACGAGUACAAACGGUCCGAUGGCCACCCUCUUCAUCUACAAUCCUCAGCUGCGGGAACAGGCGUGGCGAUUUGUGACGUAUAUGUUUGUUCACAUAGGUUUCAUGCACAUCGUGAUGAAUCUAAUGGUGCAAAUAUUCCUGGGAGUCGCCCUGGAGUUGGUCCACUGCUGGUGGCGUGUGGCUCUGGUCUAUCUGGCUGGAGUUUUGGCAGGUUCCAUGGGAACGUCCAUUUUCUCUCCCCGUGUGUUCCUGGCUGGAGCGUCUGGUGGUGUAUACGCCCUCAUCACAGCUCACAUUGCUACAAUCAUAAUGAACUGGAGUCAAAUGGAGUACGCAAUCGUUCAGCUGUUCGUGUUCCUGGUGUUCUGCGUGACUGAUUUGAGUGUCUCGAUCUACAACAGCAUUUACGAUCCGUACGACAAAGUAGGAUACAUCGCCCAUGCCAGUGGAGCUUUGGCGGGCUUCCUGGUCGGCAUUGGAGUGCUUCGGAAUCUCAGAGUCCGGCCGUGGGAGCGAAAGUUGUGGUGGUUUGCGGUCACGAUCUACUUCCUGCUUAUGACUGCCGGAGUUAUGUUCCACAUUUUUUAUCCCGACCACUUUUAUCCUAAGUUCGCCUAGAUCAGUUUUUGUAGCUAGGAUUUUAUAUAGUUAUAAGGCAGCAUUUUAGGUACUUAUUUAAGGUAUCAUAAAAGACAAUUGCUUACGCAUCGAAGCAUUAUUAUGACAGCGCAGAUGUAAAUGAAACCCGUGCCUCUUGUGAUGUGCGAAGACAUGUAUAGCUAUUUAAGCGAACUUGAAAGAUUUCUGUACUUUACGCCAGUGUGCCUUUUGAUAUCUUUACUUAAGAAGUAUUUUAUCCUACUUUCCAAACUUGGAAGCACAAUUUAGAAAAAAAAAAUGCAAAGCAUAUUUCUACUUGAUUUAUUUAAAGAGAAAGUAAUGUUUAGAUUUUAUAUGUGAAAUCAAAAUAUACGAAAUGAAACAUUAUAUUUUUACAGUAUUAGAAAA